CCGCGGGCGCAGCGCAGUGCACGCUGGGUCGGCGUAGCCAUGGCGGCUCGUGUCCUUUCCUCCUGUGUCCGCCGCCUGCCCGCGGCCUUGGCGUCGCUGCCCCGGCUUCCCACGCUGGCCGCCGCCCGGCCGCUCAGCACCACGCUGCGCCCCGCGGAGACCCAGUCGAGGCCCAGGGCUCCGGGCUCGGCGCUCGCGCAGGUGCCAGGCAGAGUCACACAGCUGUGCCGCCAGUAUAGUGACGCGCCCCCGCUGACGUUAGAGGGGAUCAAGGACCGCGUUCUUUAUGUCUUGAAACUCUAUGACAAGAUUGACCCAGAAAAGCUCUCAGUAAAUUCCCAUUUCAUGAAAGACCUGGGCUUAGACAGUUUGGACCAAGUGGAGAUUAUCAUGGCCAUGGAGGACGAAUUCGGGUUUGAAAUUCCUGAUAUAGAUGCGGAGAAAUUGAUGUGUCCACAAGAAAUUGUAGAUUACAUUGCAGAUAAGAAGGAUGUAUAUGAAUAAAGUAUCAGGUACUCUGGAUGUAACACCUCAAAGAUCUUCGUGUAAAGUUGGUAACAAUACACCAGAAGAAAUACUGCACUUAUUGUGGCACUUACUGUGUCUUUUCCAGACCCCUUUCUUCACCAAGAAGAUAGAGGCGAGUGUCUGGCCGAGAAAACCAGUUUUGGCAUCAUUGCUGACAUCAACAGAGCAAUUCUGUUUAAACUUGUAUUUAAAUUGUCUAAGUUUUUGUGCCCUUUGAAAAUAAAUCUAUAAAACAAUA
This is a messenger RNA of Myotis myotis, 766 nucleotides long. It is a transcript of the gene NDUFAB1, whose product is annotated as NADH:ubiquinone oxidoreductase subunit AB1. NCBI's taxonomy places the organism in Eukaryota, Metazoa, Chordata, Mammalia, Chiroptera, Vespertilionidae. Gene Ontology annotation, molecular function: acyl binding; acyl carrier activity. The record is from RefSeq and is a predicted model, not a curated record. Gene Ontology annotation, biological process: fatty acid biosynthetic process. The transcript is spliced from 5 exons. Gene Ontology annotation, cellular component: mitochondrion. Bases 40 to 504 code for a protein of 154 amino acids.